Messenger RNA from Oncorhynchus kisutch (coho salmon), 2953 nucleotides. RefSeq names its product P2X purinoceptor 1. The transcript is spliced from 14 exons. Gene Ontology annotation, biological process: calcium ion transmembrane transport; response to ATP. Gene Ontology annotation, molecular function: purinergic nucleotide receptor activity; ATP binding; extracellularly ATP-gated monoatomic cation channel activity. Gene Ontology annotation, cellular component: plasma membrane. Lineage: Eukaryota; Metazoa; Chordata; Actinopteri; Salmoniformes; Salmonidae. Bases 299 to 1579 code for a protein of 426 amino acids. The record is from RefSeq and is a predicted model, not a curated record.
AGUCAUUGUUUGCUUUAAUGGACUGGGGACACCUUAGUGACAUCUUGGUUUACGGCAAGAUAGUAUUUGUUUGUUUUGGAGUGAGGGAGAGAGAGAGAGGUUUUCUAGGUUAGUGAAUGAGGAAGUGUGAGAGAGGGAAGGGUGACGGGGAGGAGGACCGCCUGUGAGGAGAGAGAGAGAGAGAGAGAGCGAGAGAGGGAGAAAGUCCAACACUGCUACUGAAACGUGUCAGCUGUUGGUUAAGGGAGGCUGAAGAAUAAUUAAGGGAGGCUGAAGAAGGGAGGUAGAGAGAGAGUGUAUGUAUACCAGUGGGGUUGAGAGACCUUCUCUCCAGCGGAGCAGCAAGAUGAAGAGUUUCAUCACAAACACCCUCUCUGACUUCUUCUUCGAGUACGAGACCCCCCGUCAGGUGCUGGUACGGAGCAGGAGGGUGGGGGUCGUGUGCCGAUUGAUCCAGCUGGGGGUCCUGGCUUACAUCAUCGGGUGGGUGUUCAUCUAUGAGAAAGGCUACCAGUCGUCAGACACGGCCGUGGGUUCCGUCUUGACUAAGAUGAAAGGAGUGGGUUACACCAAUGUGACCGGAGAGGAGAGGAUCUGGGACGUGGCUGACUAUGUCUUCCCUGUACAGGGGGACUCUUCUUUUGUGGUGAUGACCAACUACAUUAUGACCAAAGGUCAGAAAAUUGAAAAAUGUUCUGAGCCCCCAAACUCGAAGAAUCGAUGCAGCUCUGACGCAGACUGUGAAGGGAGAUCAGAACGUACGGGAGAUGGACAUAUGACGGGGAAGUGUUUGGUGAACACAACCAAGAUGUGUGAGGUGCUAGCCUGGUGUCCUGUGGAAGAUGACGGCAGUAUCCCAGAUCCUGCGCUGUUGAUGUCGGCAGAGAACUUCACACUGUUCAUCAAAAACACAAUCAACUUUCCAGCCUAUGGUGUUACGAGGUGUAACCUCGUAGAAGGUAUCGACAAUCAGUACAUCAAAAGUUGCCUGUAUGACCCAAAGACAGCCCCACUGUGUCCCAUUUUCAGACUGGGCGACUUGGUACAGAUGUCUGGCUUCAACUUUGCCGCCAUAGCCAAAGUGGGUGGGGCGAUUGGUAUCAUCAUUGACUGGACCUGUAACCUGGACCAUGACCAGUCAGACUGUAAACCGAUCUACUCCUUCCACGGUCUCUAUGGAAACCCCGACGAGGCAGACACGGCCAGAGCAUCUGUGGGAUACAACUUCAGGUAUGCAAAGCACUAUAUGGAGGACACACAGGAGAAAAGAACGCUUCUGAAAGUGUUUGGGAUUCGAUUUGACAUCAUUGUUCGUUCAGUGGCCAGAAAAUUUGAUAUCAUUCCAACACUAACAGCUAUAGGAUCUGGUGUUGGAAUCUUUGGAGUGGCGACUGUAGUAUGUGAUCUGAUUCUCCUGUAUCUACUACCCAAGAGGGAAUUCUACAACAACAUGAAAUUCAAGGUCACUGAAACGAUGGAGAAGGAACCUUUAGAUGAGUUCAAGUCUGAAAAAGAAGUAUCCAAGAAGCAUUCAGAAGAGGUUCUAGUGCAUCAUGAGGCACCACUGUCAGAGACUUAGCCCCUACAGCAGCUGCCUGGAUCAGCUCAGUCUUAAGAGUGAUUCUGCAGAGGGGUCCUGACUCCUGGGCUCCAGUCUGCAGUAACAGCUGGCUGCGACUCCAACACACUGACUCCAGACUGCACUGAGACAUCUUAAAGCAUAAAAACAAGUGUGAUGGUUUUCUGCCUUGUGUCCACUCUCCAGCUCAAUGAUUCAACUGCUAUUUAAUUGCCUUCAAAUCCUGUCAACAGAUCUCAAACAAUGCCCUUCCGGCUCAAUGAUUCAACUGCUAUUUAUUGCCUUCAAAUGUCAACAGACCUCAAACAAUGCUCUCAGUUUAGGAGAUUUUUUUAUUUUACCUUUAUUUAACUAGGCAAGUCAGUUAAGAACAAAUUCUUAUUUACAAUGACAGUCUAGGAACAGUGGGUUAAAACUGCCUUGUUCAGGGGCAGAACCACAGAUUUUUACCUUGUCAGCUCAGGGAUUCGAUCUAGCAACCUUUGGGUUAGUGGCCCAACGCUCUAACCACUAGCCUACCUGCCGAGAUAGAUAGUUACGGAACAUUCUUUCAGACAGCCACCCUCCUUUGUUUGUCUAAUAACAAUAAUCAGGGCGACAGUUUAAUCAUUGGAAUGUGAUACAAAACAAGGCAUCGAUAUGCUUUAGGAGCGCUGUUCUCUCAAUGUGUUAUAAUUAGAACUAUGUGUUAGUUUGUGUUAGUUUAGGGUUGGUUCAGUAACUGAAAGAAUCAUGCGUUUUAUAACACAUUCGUUACCUUAAAGUACCCUGGUUUAUUAACACAUUUUAUAAUAUCUGUUUAUAACACAUUCGUUACCUUAAAGCCGUGGUUCACUCAGAAACAUUCUCUAUUUUCUGGGUGCAGGGAAAAUGUUGCAGUUUUAAAGGUCAUUUUCUUGCAAUUCUAUACAUUUUGCCAUGUCUAAUGUGUAUAUAUAUUAUAUAUAUAAUGUCUAAUGUGUAUAUUUGAGUGACUCUAACAUUAGUACAAAAUCUCUGGGCUACAAACGUUAGCUGACGUGGGCUAGUAGAUCUGGACAGUUUCUGAAACGUUAUAAAUAUCUCUCUAAGGUCUGUAAUGACUGACAGGACAAGAGGAACUGAGGAUGUACUUCCCAAUAUAGAAGUUGCACCUUGUGCAUUCUACUAUUACAACUUUCAAGAGUAAGUUGAAAGCCGGUUUCCAACCUCUUCCAUCAGCACAGCACACACCAUGUUGUCUUCAAGAAGCAGAAGAAUAGAUGACUACUGGUGCGGGGUAUUCCACCUUGAAAUACUGUAAUAAUGACAUAUUUUUGAUCUUUAAAUCUUUCUCAUCAAUCAACAAGUUUGUGAUUGAUAUGCAAAUUCAAUAAAACAUUGUUGAAGGUUGUA